UUGUGGUAGCGAUGCUCCGGGAGCCUAAUGUUCACAUACCAGAGAAGCAUAAUUCAUCAUGAUGGAAGAAGGUCUUGUGGGCUGGAGGUAGUUUUAGUUUUGCUGCAGUAUAAAACAGUGUUAUUGACAUACACAUUACUCGGAACCCAUGGAGAGCAUCACUAGGAAGAGCGAUAGUGAUAAAGUUGUCAUUAUAUAGCCAUCAACUCAUCAAUACAGUGCUUGAGGUUGCCCUGUCACUUUGCUUAAUUAUCAACUCUUUUAUCUGUCAUAAAUAUUGGCUUAGAUUCUUAAAGUGAGUCUUCUACAGGAAGCAGAGUUAUACACUGUCUGUUGUUUAGUGAUGUGCCCCAUUACGUGCUAAAUUUCCUGUAUAAAUGAGAACGAGCAGCAAAAUGGUGUGUGUGUGUGUGUGUGUGCGUGUGUGUUGUUUUGUUCUUACACGUCUCUUAUUAUGUAAAUGAUUGCCUUCCAGGAUGCCCAAUGACAUCAUCCCAGUAACGUUAGACUCAGCUCACACAGACCUCCAGUGGUGCAACGGUGCAACUGCAGAAACGCUGCAUUAUUGAUAUUACAUAGUCUUUAAUGAAGAUGCAAAGAAAAGGUACACAGUUCAAAAAGCAUGCGUUAUAUUACUGGUCCAUUGCAUUCCGAUCCAUUUAAAAUGCACAUGUUAGAGAGAUGGAUGAAGAGAGAGAAAGAGAGUAUCUUUCUAUAUGCACAUCUUUAGUAAGCAUAUGUGUAGUGUUCAGCUGGCUUGCACCUGUGUCUAUGCCUGUGAUUGUGCUUGUACCCCUCGACUCCCACUCACUCUUGGUGUGUUAAACAAAGCACAAAAAAAUGCAAAGCAGUCUUUUGUUUACUCGGAGAUGACUUAAUCUAGCCAGACCCUUAUUACAAAUUUCUCUGUGGCUCCAGGAUUUGGGCCAGGAGCUCUUUAGAGAAAGAGAGAGGGAAAACUGGCUCCAGUAUAGUUCUGUAUGUUUGCAGUGAGCCAGGAGCUUGUAGAACAAAAAGCCUUCCAGCACUACAGCCCUUCACUGAGAGCCAAGUCCACAGCAGGCACACCAUCAAAAAAAUAAAUAAAAAGAACUGCGGGGACCUGAGCAAAUCUACUGACAUCCGAGCUUAGGCCAUUUAACUCCAAAUGAUACACCAGCUCGAGGCUCGGUUAAAUGCUGUGCUGUAGAGAAAGGACUAUAGUGUACGUGUGUGUGUGUGUGUGUGUGUGUGCGUGCAUAUGUGUGUGUGUACCAGCAUCAAGAAUCACUAACAGUUCAACCUCCUAAUACCAUGAUUGCUGUUUGAAUUAAUGCAUUCUUUUCUUAGAAAGACACCUGGCAUGCACUCAUAUGCCUCAAUAUUAAUAGCUAGAUACGCAUUUCGCUGAAAGAGGAGUUUGGAGAGGUUUAUUAGUGCAUAUUCGAUGCCGUGCGCAGGUGCGACCAGAGCGCGUUCAAAGAACAAAGAGACGCGCGUUCACGUCAACAAGCACGCAACCCCAGUGAGUGCAAGAGACAGUUGGACAGAAUGUGUGGUCUUCGUUGGCAUUUUGGUGCAGAGAAGACGUGGUAGCAAUAGUCAGAAAUAAGGCUUGUGCACGUAGCAGGGAAGGAGGGGUCGGGGAAUCGCAAUUGCAUUACAAUUUUUUUCUAAAAAAAAUAAAUAUAUGCAGGUGUGUAAGGUUUUGCACGCAACUGUGUAUAAUUUGGGUUACAGCUCGUUUUCGUGUCGCUGUUUUGAUUAGGGAGGAUAUGCAAACUGCAACUAGAGGUCUUUACGACUGUUUUACAAGUUGCGGGUUUUUUCCACCUUUCGAGGGCUUCAGAUUGUGCAGAAGAAAAACACUGUUGAUCUGCUCCCAAACUCGAAGCGCAAAGAGCCCCGCCCCUCUCUCCGCUCCUUCUCCAUGCUUAUAACCAGCAGCAUCGCGCGCACCCAGAAAUACCCAAGACAAGCACUGGACCUGACUACAUCUGUACGCUCCUUGCCGUUUCAAUCGGGACGGAGUAUUGAAUAUUAUCCCCGAUUUUAUUUUCAUUUCGAUCGUGCACAGAGACGCGCCGUCGCGUCGCUCGAGAGUCAGGGGGAAGAUGGAUUUUUUAAACCACAGCUACUUGAGCGCGCGCACGUCUUACGACUACACGUUCAACUUCUGGAACGACUAUCUUGGCCUGUCCACGCUGGUGACGCAGAGCAGCAAGCGCGCUCCCGGCGGCGGAGCGAGCCCCAACUCCAUCACGGAGUCCCUGAAAGCCACGCUGGGCCUGGACGACUCGGCGCCGUGCUCGUGCGCCGCGCACUUGGACUACUGCUGCUGCUCCUCGUCGUGCUGCUCCUCGUCCUCAUCGUGCGGCUGCUGCUGCCCUCCUGCAAGCCCGCCACCGCCUUCCCUGCUUGAGCUGAAGGAGCGCUUCUCGGCGCUCGGGCCGUUCCGCGGCCACGGCGCGGGGAUCGUAGGGCACGAGCGCGACGCGGGCUUCGGAGGAGGUGGUGGAGGUGGCGGUGGAGGAGGAGGAAGUUUCGUGGCGUUCGACCUGUUCGGCGCGGACAGGAAGGUGCGCAAGACAGCGGCGGCGCGCGCCAAACAGGAGCCCAAGAUCUGCGUGUUCUGUCGGAAUAACGGCGCGCCGGAAGAGGUGUACGGCUCGCACGUGCUGAAGGCGCCCGACGGCCGCGUGGUGUGUCCGAUCCUGCGCGCGUACACUUGCCCGCUGUGCAGCGCCAACGGCGACAACGCACACACCAUCAAGUACUGUCCGCUCUCCAAGGAGCAGCCCGCGCCCAGAGCGCUCAAGGGAGGCCGGGCUGUGGGCGGUAAGCGCGUCAAAAUCUUCUGAGAGCGAGAGAGAGAGAGAGAGAGAGAGAGAGAGAGAGAGAAUAAUAAUGAAUAAGCACCGAUCUACACGCGCUCAGUAAAUAAAUCACCUACAUUUAUUGCACUGAACCUUUAUUUUUUCUUUUCCCAGUUGACUGUUCCAAUUGCGGAUUUUCGAGUCUUAACUUGCUAGACUGUAGGAUUUAUUAAGCAAAUAAGAUAUCAAUGUUUUUUUUCUGUUUUCAAAAAAAAUCCUUAUAUUUUUAUAGAUGCUUUAUUUCCAUAGUUUAUUGUAUACUUUAUUCAUAAAAAAUCUUUUUUUUUUCACGUGUUUGUCUUAGAUGUUUAUCAGUUUAUAUCCAGUCACGUUUAUAAAAAAUAAAAAAAAUGGUUUUUUUUUUGUUUAAAUGGGCAAACGUCAUGAAUGUUAGCAAAAAAAAAAAAUAUAUCAGAGCAAAUAAGUAUUUUCUUUACUGUAAGCUAAGCUUACAUAUACAUGUGUUGUGUCUUUUAAACCAAAGUUCAGUUUGCCAUCCUGAGAAUGUUUCAUUUCCAAUCCGCUGAAGUUUCCUUUUGAGUUGGGUUUGGUUUAUUUAGCCCAUUCCUUUCUUCCUACAGUCCACCACAUGCUUUCAUUCCCUCCCUGUCUGACAUUUGAUAUGGGUGAGGAAGAGAAAAAAAAGCACCAAGCUCAGAAACACAAUGGGGUCUCUGUUGGAUGUUACAUGGUCUUAGCAUAACCUCAUAAUGAGUAGAUGCCCAGCCAAACUGGCCUGUUAUGAGCCCUACUGGCAUAGUUGGGUGUGGGCUAGUCUUUCAGCCAGACCCCAUUCGAGAUGUCUUUAUUAGGCCAAUACAAGGUGCCCUGCUAAUGUUUACACCCCAAGAAUGGGGAACACACACACACGUAUACACACACACACACUGGAGAAUGCGUCUUGAGGGGACCUGUCUGGCGCCGGAGCUGCCCUCGUGCACCAAGCUUUCACACUUGACCUUUUUACCCUGAAAACCAUCACAGGCGAGCUGCAGAAAAUACAGUGGGUGAGUUACAAGAAAAAUGCAGUCUGACAACUCUCCAAGGGUCAGUGGUGAACAGAAUGAAUGUUCUUAAUAAAAAAAAAAAGCCUUUUCUUCCCUGUUUUGUUUUUGUAAAACAAUGCAUUUGCCCCCUUUUUUGCAUUAUGUACAAAAAAAUGAAUCCAAAAGUAUGAUGCAAAAAUGUUGUGAAUGUACAAUUUUAAACAUGCAGGACUGCACAUGGUCUGACCAUUUGUUUACCAAAGGAAUUCAAUUGUAAUGAAGUAAAGAAACAUAGGUUUGCUGUAAUGUAAAUAAAUUUAAAAAAGUCAAGUCAUGUCUAUUCAGUAUUUUAACAUUUAAAAGUGACUUUUAGAGGGUGCUACCUCAACAAUAUUUUGUACUUACAUGUAAAAUGUCAAUAGCGGUUUAUUAAUAUAGCGCUGCCAUUUAUAAUAAGGGUUUUUAAUAGUAUUUUUGAUCUUUGUAUAACAUAAUUGUAUUUUUUCUUUCAUUGCAUUCCAAUAAGCUCUUAGCAUUGUUUGCCAAUAGGUGAUGGCUGAAUAUAACGGCAAGAAAUCUUACUAUUUUUCAGUUGUUCAAUGUUGCAUUCUUGAUGAGUGAAAGAUAAAAUGGAAUUUGUCGAAAACUUUAGACAAUUUGCCACUUUUAACUGAGGUUUGUAAUUAAAUUAAAAGAGGACUAAAAAAGAAA
Silurus meridionalis is the source of this 4552-nucleotide messenger RNA. It is a transcript of the gene nanos1, whose product is annotated as nanos homolog 1. Lineage: Eukaryota; Metazoa; Chordata; Actinopteri; Siluriformes; Siluridae. The transcript has a single exon. Gene Ontology annotation, molecular function: mRNA binding; zinc ion binding. Gene Ontology annotation, cellular component: perinuclear region of cytoplasm. The record is from RefSeq and is a predicted model, not a curated record. Gene Ontology annotation, biological process: negative regulation of translation; oogenesis. Bases 2094 to 2840 code for a protein of 248 amino acids.